This is a messenger RNA of Spodoptera litura, 4832 nucleotides long. Lineage: Eukaryota; Metazoa; Arthropoda; Insecta; Lepidoptera; Noctuidae. The record is from RefSeq and is a predicted model, not a curated record.
UUAAGAUUAAGUUGCACCUCACAAACACUAAAUGAUUACAGAAGAUGAUAAUAUUGCUGAUAUGGAUAGCGGUUCUAAUUGCCGUGGUGGUGCUGUACUUACGUCAGGUCUACUCCAGAUUUAGUACACAUGGCGUCAAGCACUUAAAGCCAGUUCCACUACUAGGCAAUAUGAGCAAGAUCAUCUUUCGUAUGAAGCAUAUGGCUUUUGAUAUCCAAGACUUAUACAACGCUUAUCCUGAAGAAAAAUUCGUAGGAAGGUUUGAAUUCAUGAAUGAGGCAGUGCUGAUCAGAGACCUGGAACUGGUGAAAAAAGUUUGUGUGAAAGACUUUGAGUACUUCGUUGAUCACCGCAGCUUUGGAAAUGACUCGUUUUUCGGAAGAACGUUGUUUUUACUCAGUGGCCAAGAGUGGAAGGACAUGCGGUCUACGUUGAGUCCAGCGUUCACAAGUUCUAAGAUACGAUUGAUGGUGCCUUUCAUGGUGGACGUCGGAGACCAGAUGAUUGUGUCGCUUAAAAAGAAGAUUGUAGAUUCGAAAGGUGGCUACAUAGAUAUUGACUGCAAGGACCUCACGACUCGGUACGCAAACGAUGUAAUAGCUUCGUGUGCUUUUGGCCUGAAAGUGGACUCACAGACUGAACAGAAUAAUCAAUUCUACGAGAUGGGCAAGGCAGCAACAAACUUUAAUUUUUAUCAAGUAUUAAAGUUCUUCCUCAUCAUGAAUAUUCCAAGAGUUACGAAGAUAUUUAAAUUGGACUUAGUGACAAAUUCCGUGCAGAAGUUUUUUACAAAUUUGGUGCUAGAUACUAUGAAAGAGCGAGAAAUGCGAAAUAUUGUUAGACCUGAUAUGAUCCAUUUGCUUAUGGAGGCUAAAAAAGGUAAAUUAUCUCACGAUGAUGUCAAAUCUAAUGAUGAUGCUACUGGAUUUGCUACUGUUGAAGAGUCUUCAGUUGGACUAAGGAAUGUCAUUAAUCGAGAAUGGAGCGACAACGACCUGGUCGCUCAAGCAUUCCUGUUCUUUGUGGCUGGUUUUGAAUCAGUUUCGUCAAGUGUGUGUUUCUUAUUAUACGAAUUGGCUGUAAGUCCUGACGUACAGGAGCGCCUGGCACAAGAGAUUAGGGAAUAUGAUGCUAAGAACGGUGGCAAAUUCGACUUUAACUCUAUACAGAGCAUGAAAUAUAUGGACAUGGUUGUCUCAGAAUUAUUGAGACGAUGGCCCACAGCUGUAGCCACUGAUAGAAUUUGUCACAAGGACUACAACAUAGGUAAACCAAAUGCCAUGGCUGAGAAGGAUUUCAUAAUACGUAAAGGUACUGGUGUCAUGAUGUCCGCCUUUGCCUUCCAUCACGACCCUCAGUACUUCCCGGAGCCAGAAAAGUUCGACCCGGACCGUUUUUCUGAAGAAAAUAAACACAAGAUCAAUCCAAAUGCAUACAUGCCUUUCGGUGUUGGUCCUAGGAAUUGUAUAGGGUCAAGAUUUGCUCUCUGCGAGAUGAAGGUGAUUACCUACCAGAUUCUAAGGCACUUGGAACUGUCUCCCUGUGAGAAGACCUGCAUCCCUCCCAAGCUUGCUACCGAUAACAUAAACUUAAGGCUACAGGGAGGACAUUGGCUCAGGUUUAAACUGAGGAAAUAUAUCACCAAAAUGAUCCUCACGCUCAUAUGGGUAGUGGUCAUAAUUGCUGCAGCCGUGCUGUUCCUUCGACAGGCGUACGCAACAUUUGAUCGAUAUGAAAUUAAAUAUUUAAAGGCAGUACCCAUUUUAUCCGACAUAGUCUCGAUGAUCAGACCUAAGGAACAUAUUGGUCUAGAUCUCGCGAGAACUUACAACAGUUUUCCUAAUGAGAGGUUCGUGGGAAAACUCCAGUUUCUGAAAGAGGCGAUAUUAAUACGUGAUCCUGAACUGAUCAAGAAGAUGACAGUGAAAGACUAUGAGUACUUCCUUAACCAUCCCAACACUGGACCUCCUGAAUCAUUCUUUAGCAAACUAUUGUUCUUUAUGAAAGGUGAAGAAUGGAAGGAAAUGCGCUCCACGUUGAGUCCAGCGUUUACAAGCUCUAAGAUACGCCUGAUGGUACCUUUCAUGGAGGAGGUCGGAGACCAGAUGAUAUUGUCGCUUAAGAAGAAGAUCGAAAAUUCAAAAGAUGGCUACGUAGAUAUUGAAUGCAAGGACCUCACAACACGUUACGCUAAUGAUGUGAUAGCAUCCUGUGCCUUUGGUCUGAAGGUGGACUCUCAUAAUGAUGAGAACAACCAGUUCUACUCAAUGGGAAAGAUACUUAGCUCAUUCAGUUUGGCUAAAAUACUGCUGUAUAUGAUCCUUGUCAAUAUACCAUAUGUUAUGGAGAUUUUAGACUGGGAUUUCAUUCCAAAGUCAACUCAGAGAUAUUUCAAAAGUCUGGUAUUAGAAACGAUGAAGAACCGUGAGUUACAGGGCAUUGUGAGACCUGAUAUGAUUCAUCUUCUUAUGGAAGCAAAGAAAGGCAAAUUAAAACAUGAGGAUGAUAAGUCAAGUGAUGAUGGAGCCGGGUUCGCGACUGCUGAAGAGUCUUUGGUUGGAAAGAAAGCCAUUACAAAUAAAGUGUGGACUGAUGAAGAUUUGGUGGCUCAAGCAUUCAUUUUCUUUGUUGCUGGCUUCGAAUCAGUUUCAUCAAGUAUGUCGUUCUUACUGCACGAGCUGGCACUGAACCCUGACGUGCAGGAACGCUUAAUACAGGAGAUCAGAGAACAUGAUGAGAAGAAUGGAGGAAAGGUGGACUUCACCUCUAUACAGAGCAUGAAAUAUAUGGAUAUGGUUGUCUCAGAGGUGUUAAGAUUAUGGCCUCCAUUUGUAAUCCUUGAUAGAGAAUGUACCAAAGAUUACAACUUGGGAAAACCCAACGACUCAGCUUCACGAGAAUUCGUUGUACAAAAAGGUGCAGAAUUGUGGAUUCCAGCGUAUGCCUUCCACCGCGACUCUCAAUACUUCCCAGACCCUGACAAGUUCGAUCCUGAGCGUUUCUCCGAUGAAAACAAACACAAAAUCAAACCAUUUACAUACAUGCCUUUUGGUUCUGGUCCUAGAAAUUGUAUUGGUUCAAGAUUUGCUCUCUGCGAGAUGAAGGUGAUAGCCUACCAGCUUCUGCGUCAUGUGGAGCUGUCACCGUGUGAGAAGACCUGCAUACCUGCCAAGCUCUCCACUGACAGUUUCAACUUGAAGCUGGAAGGUGGACAUUGGUUAAGGUUUAGACUAAGAAAGACAACAAUGUUCUACUUAGUAUUGGUAGCAUUUCUACUGUGUGUGUUAGCACUAUAUUUGAACUAUGUAAACUCAACCUUCAAACAGUAUGGCAUCAAACAUGAUGCUACUAUCCCAUUGAUUGGUCCUUUCAUCAAACUGCUGAGGGCCAAAGAACAUAUAAGCCAAAACCUCAAAAAAUUGUAUGACAAAUAUCCUGAAGAAAGAUUUUUGGGCCGAACCGAAUUGCUGAAGGACUUCAUCGUGAUUCGAGACAUUGAACUCUUGAAGAAGAUCACAAUCAAGGACUCUGAACACUUCCUUGACCACACUUCCAAUGGAUUCGAAUCUUUGUUCGAGAGGAGUCUGUUUUUUAUGCAAGGCCAAGAAUGGAAGGACAUGCGCUCUACGCUGAGUCCAGCGUUCACAAGCUCCAAGAUACGACUGAUGGUGCCUUUCAUGGUGGAGGUCGGAGAUCAGAUGAUGACUUCUCUUAAAAAUCAGAUAAAGAAUUCAAAAGAUGGUUACAUAGACGUGGACUGUAAAGACCUCACAACACGUUACGCCAACGAUGUGAUAGCGACCUGUGCCUUUGGUCUGAAGGUGGACUCUCAAACUGACAAGAACAAUGAUUUUUACGUAACUGGCAAGUCCGCGUUUGAGUUUAAAUUACAUAUGCUGUUGGUGUUCUUUCUUAUUUCUAAAAUUCCUUAUCUGCAACAGGCCUUAGACUGGAGUGUCUUACCUAAGCAAACCCAGGAUUAUUUUAUGAAUCUUUUUAUGAGCACAAUGAAGGAGCGAGAAUUGAAAAAAAUCGUCCGACCUGAUAUGAUCCACUUGCUUAUGGAAGCUAAUAAAGGCAAAUUGUCUCAUGAAGAAGUCAAGUCUACCGACACUGCAGCUGGAUUUGCAACCGUUGAAGAAUCAUCGUAUGGCCAGAAAUCUAUGAACAGAGUGUGGAAAGAUGAGGAUCUUGUUGCUCAAGCAUUCCUAUUCUUCGUCGCUGGCUUUGAAACUGUUUCAUCCAGUAUGUGCUUCAUAAUGCAUGAGUUGGCUGUACACCCUGACGUGCAGGACCGUCUGGUGCAGGAGAUCAGGGAAUAUGAUGUCAAGAACGGUGGCAAAUUCACCUUCGAUUCUAUACUAAAUAUGAAGUAUAUGGAUAUGGUGGUGUCUGAGGUAUUAAGGCUCUGGCCACCAAAUGUUGUGCUAGAUAGAAUUUGUACCAAAGAUUACAACAUGGGCAAACCGAAUCCGACCGCCGAGAAAGACUUUAUUAUUCGCAAAGGCUCCCCCAUCAUGAUACCUUCAUAUGCCUUCCACCAUGACCCUGAAUACUUCCCUGAUCCAGAAAAGUUUGACCCUGAGCGUUUUUCUGAUGAAAAUAAACACAAGAUCAAUCCGAUGGCGUACAUGCCUUUUGGGAUUGGUCCUAGGAAUUGCAUAGGAUCAAGGUUUGCGCUCUGUGAGUUGAAGGUGAUGUUGUACCAGCUGCUUCGAGAGAUGGAACUGUCUCCAUGUGAGAAGACCUGCAUCCCUGCAAAAUUGGACACUAAGAGUUUCAACAACAGGCUGGUUGGCGGACAUUGGCUAAGAUUCAAGCCUAGAAACUAG